CAUUUCAAGCUCAAACCGCAAGAAGAAAGCCUCAGUACCCCGCACGCUGGGCUCUGCCGCCUCCGACGUUGGGCGGUACGACGACCGGCGAGAGGCUGCACAAUCUCGGGUUGCGUAGAACGUCAUGGACUCUGGACGAAGACGACACGAGAACACGACAUGGAGAUUGCCUCAGAAUUUGCACUUACAACGCGAGAACUGUCUCCAGUGAUGCCGACCUUCGUUGCCUGCUUGAUGCCGCGACCGCGGCGUCAAAAGUCCAUCUGUAUCAUCAGCUGCUAUUCACCACACAUGGGCGCUGAUGAUUCCGAAUUAGACGCAUUCUACGAUCAGCUGGAGGAAGUCAUCCGCACCGAGAAGCUUGAAAAACGAGCCUUGCACCGCCCGAAGACAAGAAGAUCGGUCGUGUACGAUGAGAACAUCUUGAACGAGUGCCUUUCCCAACACUUGUGGCGGAUCGAUGAGGACCCAACGAAGGAUUACGAAUUGCUACUCGAGGGACUUCAAGCCUGUGCUGAUGCGGCUUCUCUUACUCAGCGAAGGAGCUCCGAACGCAUCUCGACGUCAACGAGAGAACUCUUGAGUAAGCGAAGGAGCCUGCGACUUGAUCCGAAUGCAACCCACCUCGAGCGACUGAUUGCUGACACCAGUUGCAGAAUAGCGCUGCAGGAGGACAUACGACAGUUCAGGCAAAGAAAAAUCCUCGAAGCUGCACAAGGAAGAUCAAGUAUAAAGAAGUGA
Messenger RNA from Ostertagia ostertagi, 741 nucleotides. Lineage: Eukaryota; Metazoa; Nematoda; Chromadorea; Rhabditida; Trichostrongylidae. The record is from the annotation of a GenBank genome assembly.